Schistocerca serialis cubense is the source of this 1143-nucleotide messenger RNA. RefSeq lists its product as uncharacterized. Bases 1 to 1143 code for a protein of 380 amino acids. The transcript has 5 exons. Lineage: Eukaryota; Metazoa; Arthropoda; Insecta; Orthoptera; Acrididae. The record is from RefSeq and is a predicted model, not a curated record.
AUGGAGGAUUCUGAGACUGAAAGCAAUGACAAGGCAAAACCCUCUACUUAUGUCAGGGAAUCUGAUAUAGGAGCUGAGGGAAAUGAUGAGGCGAGAAUGCUUGGGAACUCUGAUGCCAUGGAUUAUGAAGAACAGCUGCCACAGAGACUAAGUCAACUCAAGGAAGUGGAUGUCCUGAAGGUCAGUGUGGACAACAAACUGCCCAGGGUUCUGGACUACUUCAGUUUCCUUCAGUGCUCUCUCUCGUUUCUCACCUAUGACACACUGAGAACACAUAUUCAAGAGAACCAUGACGUUAGUUUUGAGUGCCAGGAGAUAGAAUUUGGUUGUCUUGCAGAAUUUGAAGAGUGGAAAAUUUCUUACGAAAAAGUAAACCAUGUUCGUCAUGUAAUGAAUUGUUCGGAGCAGGAGCGACUAGAAAAACGUGUUCGAUAUUACCACUGCCAUCGCUCUUUCAAUUUCAAUUCUAAAGGAACAGGUGCCAGGUGUGUCAAAAGUAUGGGCACGAAUAAAAUAGGCAGUACUUGUCCAUCCAACAUGCAAGUGACAAUAACAGAGGACAAAUGCUGCUUAAAAUUUUUUCCAAAACACAUGGGACACACCCAAGAUGUUGGAAGAACAUUUCUGCAUGGGAACGAGAGGACAGAGUUGGCAGGACGGCUGUCACAGGGUGUACCUGUUGGACGAGUCUUACAAGAUGUCCGAAGUGCAACAAUCGCUGCAAGUAUGGAGAGAAUCCAUCUCCUUGAGAAAAAAGAUUUGCAUAAUAUAAAAAGGGAUUUUGAUAUUGGUUAUGCAACGAAGAAGCAUGAAAAUGAUGCAGUGAGUGUGAGACUGUGGGUUGAAGAAAUGAAGAGACAAAGUGACAACCCAGUACUGUAUUUCAAGCAGCAAAAACAAGUGGAUCCUAAUUUUCAAGAUGAAGACUUCAUUCUUAUUAUAAUGACAGACUUUCAGGCCGAACAACUUCUAAAGUAUGGAGAAGAUAAAAUAUGUGUGGAUGGCACUCAUGGCAUGACUGCAUACGAUUUUCAACUUUUUACUAUUGUCGUUGUUGAUAGAUAUGGUGCUGGAAUGCCAGUUGCAUUUUGUUUUUCAAAUAGGGGAGACAUGUGCUUAUGUCUUUUUAUUUCAAAUGUGUGA